AUGCCUGAAAUAAAGCUUCAACACAUUGUGUCGUGUAGCAGUGAGGACAAAAACAAUCCUGCUUUAAAUCUGCUAAAACCUGAUGGAGCUCAUAAAUGGAGAAGUGCCAGUUCUGGUGAAAAAUCAGUUUCAGCUGUCAUACAGUUUGAGAAGUCAUCUCAGAUACAAUGUAUAGAUAUUGGUAAUGAAGGUUCAGGGUUUAUAGAAAUAUUGGUGGGGAAAUCUACAGCAGUUUCAGAUCAAGAUUAUCAGGUAAUUCUAGUAGCCUCAACAUUUAUGACGCCAAUAGAGAGUAGGAAUGGUACUAACAGAAAUGCUGUUAGAAUGUUUGGUCCUGAAAAACUCUCCAAGGCUGUUUCAGGACAGAACUGGGAUAGGGUGAAGAUUGUCUGUACGCAGCCUUUUAAUAAAAAUACACCUUAUGGUAUUUCAUUUAUAAGAUUUCAUUCCCCCUCAGAUGGAACUGAAGAACCAGCAAAGACAGUCAAGAAGUUGGGUGCCUUCACUAUAAGACCAUCUGAAGAUGAUGAUAUCAGAGCAGGUUCAAUAUUCGCUGAUCGUUCUAAAACAGAUACAAGUACACCACUUAAAGGUCCAGCAGCAAUCAGGGCAGCCUCCAAACUUGUAGAAGAUACCAAAUCACCAUCUAGUUUGGAAAGAAAACCUGCAGCACCAUCACCGGCUCCACCAAAAACACCAGCUUCAUCAUCUAAACCAUCAUCAUCACAAUCUACUUCCAAACCAAAAGCCUCUACAACAGUAAGUAAUUCAUGGAAGACUGAAAGUAAACCACCAUUACGUAAACAAUCAACGAGUUUAAGUUCCACCACAAGUACUUAUUCUAAUAAAAGUACCGACAGUAAAGUUCCACCCCUUAAAAGGGUUAAAUCUGAACCAGCUAAAGCCUCGCUGAGUAAAGAAUUUAGUCGACUGAUGGAGAAGGUGGUAUUUGUUAUGAGUGGCUAUCAGAAUCCCUACCGGGGAGAAAUCAGAGACAAGGCGUUAGAAAUGGGAGCCACAUAUAAACCUGAUUGGGGUAGAAAAUGUACUCAUUUGAUAUGUGCGUUCACCAAUACACCUAAAUACAAUCAAGUUAAAGGAAAAGGUAAAAUUGUGGAUAAAAACUGGAUAACAGAUUGUUAUAAACAGAAAAAAUUACUUAAUUGGAGAAAAUAUAGAGUAGGAAAUGCUGAUUCACCUGAUGAAAGUUCUGAAGAAGAAGAAGAGGAGAGAAAAACACUAGUCAAAAAAAACACUGCCUCUUCAGCGAAAGUAGAAGGGGAGAAGAAAACUGCAGCAGUGAAACAAGAAGAUGAUGAAUAUGGUGGUUCUACUGAUGAAGAUUCACCAAUCAAACAGCCUGUUACAAAAACCAUUAAAACAGAAGAGCCAAUGAAAACCAAUGAUACAGAAUAUGAUAGUUCUGAUUCAGGGUUGCCAGAGUUACCAGAUUUUUUCACGGAUAAAGUAUUUUUUCUGUAUGGUGAUUUCAGUGAGACAGAACGUCGUCUGAUGACCAGAUAUAUUACAGCUUAUAACGGGGAGCUCUCUGAGUAUAUGAAUGAACAUGUUACUUAUAUAUUAACAAAUUCUAAAUGGGACGACAACUUUGAUGAUGCGUUAUCAGAGAAUGAAAAACUGAUCUUUGUCAAACCAAAAUGGAUUCAUCUUUGUCACGAGAAGUCAAAAUGUGUACCACAUCAACCACAUGUUGUGGUUCCUAAUUAA
Messenger RNA from Lottia gigantea (owl limpet), 1728 nucleotides. RefSeq lists its product as hypothetical. Lineage: Eukaryota; Metazoa; Mollusca; Gastropoda; Lottiidae. Gene Ontology annotation, molecular function: damaged DNA binding. The transcript has 14 exons. The record is from RefSeq and is a predicted model, not a curated record. Gene Ontology annotation, biological process: double-strand break repair via nonhomologous end joining; base-excision repair; single strand break repair. Gene Ontology annotation, cellular component: nucleus. The coding region runs from base 1 to 1728 and encodes 575 amino acids.